AGCAUUGCUUUAUUGUUUGAUUAAACACAUUACCAUACACUUAAUACACAAUGUGGCAACGCCAUACACACACCAGGUUAUAUAUUAGGUAUUAUAUUCAUUUGUACUUCAGUAAAUAAAACUGUGAGGUUUCUGUUUUGAAUGUUUGUUGCUCUAAAUUCAAGGCGGGCUGGGGAGAGGGGGAGACAGUGACACUAACUGGGGUUACAGUCAGUUUGGAACAAGCUAUAUUUAUCUCUUCACAUGCACAGGAAUAAAUACACACAACAAAACCUGUAAUCUGUAUUUAACUCACCCUGGGGGUCAGGGGAGUUUUUGUGCCUCCCCAACACACCUCAUUUUGGGAUUUGAACUAGCAAAUUUCAAUUGACAAACCUAAUCCUUUAAUCACUAGGCCACAGGCAACAGGACACAAUUUGAAAAAGCAGAGCCUCUAUUUUAUUUAUUUAUUUAUUUAUUUAGGAUAAAUAAUGCAGGUAAUGCAUUCAUUUUGUGAUUGCAUCAUUGAUACAUAAGCAUUGGAGGGUUAAAAGGUUCUGAGGUCAUGUAUAUGCUAUUAGAUACAUCCUAUAAUAACAACACUGCUCCUGCGCUCAGCACAUCGCACACACACACGGCUUAGAGGACUGAGAAGUUUGCAGUAAGGAUUAAGAGAAAGAGAAACAUAAAUAUUCAAACAAAGUGGAACAAACAGUUAAAGAAGAUAAAAUAAGAAUUGUUGGUCAUUUAUUAAUUUUUACACCAUAAUUAACAUAAACAUUAUUUAAUUCAAAUGUGUGUGUGUAUGUGUGUGUGUGUGUUAGUGUGUGUGUCGGGGAACUUUCUGCUGAUGACCGUGACUACCUCUCCCAUCCCGCACAAUAGUACGGGACAACAAAACAGGCAGCACAGUCAGCGCUAAUCAUGCAUGGCACAGCAGCCUGACCUCUGACCCUGUGCCACACCAAAAACAGUUCACAGCCAAUCGGGAGUCGGAAUUCUCUCCCAAUAGAUUUGGGUUGGAUGUAAAUGUAUAAAUACAUCUUGGCUCAUUAGGUCUGCGUCAGUCGUUCUCUCCCAAGGUUGGUGACUUUUUGUCGGCACUCCUAACAAUCCAAUCAUGUCUCAUUCCGGGGCUCAAGGUAGCAUUGGCAGCCACCCAUCCAUCGGAAUGCGCAAUUUCAAGAUAUACCUUUAUGAAUUUGAGAACUUCCAGGGUCAAAGAAUGGACCUGUUUGGAGAGUGCCAGAACCUUUGUGAGAAGGGCUUCGAGAGAAUUGGCUCCAUCAAGGUGGAGUGUGGCCCCUGGGUUGGUUAUGAGCAGCCAAACAUGAAUGGAGAGAUGUUCAUACUGGAGAAGGGAGAGUACCCCCGCUGGGACACAUGGACCAACAGCUACAGAAGUGAUCGCUUUAUGUCAGUCAGGCCAAUCAGAAUGGACGCCCAGGACCACAAGAUUUGCAUGUAUGAAAGUACAAACUUUGAGGGUAGGAAGAUGGAGGUGUGUGAUGAGGAUAUUCCAAGCCUGUGGUCUUAUGGUUUCCAGGACCAUGUCGCCAGUAUUCAGGUCACUGGUGGAACAUGGGUGGGUUACCAGUAUCCUGGCUACAGAGGCUUCCAAUACAUCUUUGAAAUAGGUUCUUACAAGCACUGGAAUGAAUGGGGUGCCCACCACCCCCAGAUCCAGUCCAUUCGCAGGGUGAGGGACAUGCAGACACAUCGCAGGGGCUGCUUUGAGAUGACUGCAUAG
Molecule: messenger RNA, 1729 nt
Organism: Cynoglossus semilaevis (tongue sole)
Lineage: Eukaryota; Metazoa; Chordata; Actinopteri; Pleuronectiformes; Cynoglossidae
Gene: crybb1l3
Product: crystallin, beta B1, like 3
Exons: 6
Coding region: 1100-1729 (209 amino acids)
Biological process (GO): visual perception; lens development in camera-type eye
Molecular function (GO): structural constituent of eye lens
Source: RefSeq, a predicted model, not a curated record